This is a messenger RNA of Oncorhynchus masou masou (cherry salmon), 1940 nucleotides long. RefSeq names its product noggin-3-like. The record is from RefSeq and is a predicted model, not a curated record. The transcript has a single exon. The coding region runs from base 767 to 1438 and encodes 223 amino acids. Lineage: Eukaryota; Metazoa; Chordata; Actinopteri; Salmoniformes; Salmonidae. Gene Ontology annotation, biological process: negative regulation of BMP signaling pathway; osteoblast differentiation; negative regulation of cell differentiation.
GAGAGGGAUAGGAGAGAGAGCGAUAGAGGGAGAGACAUAAAGCCCUUCAAUUAAAUUGACAGAGAGGGAGAGAGAGGGAGGUGUAGUCUGAAGGAUUACAUCACGGCGCGCGUGGAUAUAUCGUCGGAGCCAGAUGCGGCUCAGUUUGGCGUCCGGCACCGACCAGUGCAUCGCCUAGCCCCAGACAACAUGCGGACACCUAGAAACCAACAGGACCCAACGCUGAGACUAGUGAGAAAGCAGAGAAACCAGGACCUGACGUAUUUUAUGCACGGGAAAGCCCAGGGGAAAUGCAGCCAAGUCGGUUCAUGCUUCUGACACUAAUGGGUAUGGUUCAACCUUUUCGUUGAAAGUGCUUUGAAAGUGCGUUUUGCCGUCUUGUUAAAGUGAAGGACUUCAUUCUAACCAGUUAGACGCGUGUCAUGGACUCAAGUUACGCAGCGAAACUCUUCACUGGCUCAGCGCGUCAACUUUCCUCUCUGACUGCAGUUGCCGGUUGCUAUGGUGAAUAGGCUCCAGCCAGCUGAAACUUUCUGAGAGCAAGUUUUUCGUGGAGUUUAACAGAUCACCGGGUGGAGCGCGUGCGUGACGACGUGAUCACCGGGUCGAGCGCGUGCGUGACGACGUGCGCUAGACUACGGGGCGCAUCGUGAUUUAUCCACACGCAACCUCUCCCCCUCGGGGGAAAACGGAUGAUAAUUUCAAACCUCUAAGGAUUAGACUUUUUAUAUUCUAUAUAUAACUUGGAACUAUUGUUACUUGAGAUAUGGAUAACUCGUACUAUUUUCUGGCCAUGUCCAUGCUGGUUCUGUCCCUCGGGUUAAGGAUUGAGGAGGGCAUGUGCCAACACUACUACCUCCUCCGUCCCAUCCCCAGCGACACUCUCCCCAUAGUGGAGCUCAAAGAGGACCCAGACCCUGUCCUGGAUCCAAAAGAACGGGACCUGAACGAGACCGAACUCAGAUCCACCCUGGGUAGUCACUUCGACCCACACUUCAUGUCCAUUACCCCGCCAGAGGACAAGUACUCGGGCAACGAGGACCUGAGCGACUCGGAGAUACGUCAGAAGCCGUCCGGCGCGAUGCCCAAGGAGAUCAAAGCCAUGGAGUUUGAGAUCCAGCACGGCAAGAAGCACAAGCCCAGUAAAAAACUUAGAAGAAGGCUGCAACUGUGGCUGUGGUCUUACGCCUUCUGUCCAGUUGUUUAUACAUGGAACGACCUCGGGAACAGAUUCUGGCCGCGCUACGUGAAGGUGGGGAGCUGCUACAAUAAGCGUUCUUGUUCCGUCCCUGAAGGGAUGGUUUGCAAACCUGCCAAAUCGGCCCAUUUUACGAUCUUACGAUGGAGGUGCCUGCAGAGAAAAGGAGGUCUGAAAUGCGCUUGGAUACCAGUUCAGUACCCCAUUAUAUCUGAGUGCAAAUGCUCAUGCACGAACUGAAAUAAACUGAUAUGAUCUUUUUGUAUUGUUAUUAUUUCUAAAAAGAUUAAUAAAAAAAAAUCAUAGUUACAUGAUUAUUUUUAUAUGCACUGUCAAGUGCAAGAAUGUAUAUUUUAUGUAUAUGUGGUCCCAUUUUAUUUUAUAAUGACAAACUUUGUAAAAAGGUCACUAUUAUUAUUAUUAUAUAACCAGCAUCUACUGUAUUUGUUGAACAUAUCUUGGAUGUGAUGUAUCUUUAUAUUUAUACUGAAGAAGAGCACUUCACAUUGUGAAGCAUUAAAAUACUGUUAUUGAAGGACUACAGAUAUGUUCCAUUCUUUGUGAAGAAAAUAAGUGGUUUAUGGACCUCUGUGUCAAAAUUAGCCAAAAUGUCAAUUCAUCUUGUAAUACUAAAUAAAGGGACAAUUGUGGGUAAACCAUGUAAAAUAACAGUAACUACCAGGCUAUUUAUUCUCUGUUCAUGUAGUCAUUGCCAGUUAAAAUAAAACCACUCAAAUGAGUC